Messenger RNA from Durotheca rogersii, 6545 nucleotides. RefSeq lists its product as uncharacterized. Lineage: Eukaryota; Fungi; Ascomycota; Sordariomycetes; Xylariales; Xylariaceae. Gene Ontology annotation, cellular component: nucleus; cytosol. Bases 356 to 6226 code for a protein of 1956 amino acids. The transcript has 2 exons. The record is from RefSeq and is a predicted model, not a curated record. Gene Ontology annotation, molecular function: peptidase activator activity; proteasome binding. Gene Ontology annotation, biological process: proteasomal ubiquitin-independent protein catabolic process.
GCCACGACAGUGACAGCAACAGCGACGGCGACGGCGACGGCGACCUCGACCUCGACGAUACACCGCCACCAAUCCCCAUCCCUCUAAGGUGCAAGCGUGAGCUUGACAGGGACACGAACCGGGACGGAUAAUCCUGGUCUCGAAACUAAAACUAAUCGGUGAAAAAUUGCGACAGGGGACUGGCGUCACCACCGCCGCUACGAAUACUGCAGUGGGUAUUCCCUCGCCCAGAGGCGCGAAGCCAGCAGCAGUUCCCGUACCAACAACAGCUUGUUUCGAUAGCUGUCCGCCACGUGACGACCGAGUCGAACAAGAGGAAGACAGGGAGACAGCGCAUAUACGAUAUCUCCCCACUAUGGAUGAUGGGCUCGAUCCUGCAUCCGCUGUUGCGGAUUUCUCUGCUUCCCAGCUCCUCACCACGUACGCUCUAGGUGACACCAUCUCGCGCGCAACCUCUCCCGGCUUGCCGCCCUCGUCCUCUGCCGGGACCGACGAUAGUAAGCGCUACCGACCGCGCACCUUUGCCUACUCCCAAUUGCUGCCCUACCCUGUCGAGGACGAUGCCGAGCGCGACGCUGCUCUCCGAGGGAUAUUGAAGCAGCUUUACAUAGCUAUCAAAGCCGAGGAUUUCUCCCCGGGCGCCUUCCACUGGACGCGCCAGCUGCAGGGAUGGCUGUCCCUCAAAUUCGACAUGCCUCGCGAGCUGCGCGCCAGGCUCGUGAAGCUAUACUUCCACCUGUCUCUGGCGCCCGGUCUUGAUAAUAACGCUGCCGACCGCUUUUCGAAGAUGGUUGUGACCUUGAUCAGGCGGAAGCAGGCCCUCAAACCCGAGCAGGAUCUCAUCCUCGACUGGCGACCGCUUUGGAAGGAGCUGAAGGCUCUGGUGCUUCCCGCCGAGACGGCUGCCCACCACUCCUCGAGGCGACGAGGCGUGAAGCACCUUCGGAAGUUGUGUCUGUAUUCGCAGCUCUACUUCGACCCCGGCGAGCGGCGCGCCAUCCUCGAAGAGGUUCUGCCCUAUUUCAGUGCCUCGGACGUCCAAAAUGCCUUCAUCGUCAUCGGCGUGUUGAACGUCCUCAUGCCUACGACACCGGCCCCCCCCACUGCGCCGCAGUCGCAACCGUCAGACUUCGUCCCUACCUUUUUUCACCUCUGGUCGUUGAUGACGCGGUCGAAGGUUGUAGACAACGCCUUCAUCGACAUAUUUUCUAGGAUCGCCCGAGACUACUUGACCUGCCGUCACGUGCCGUUUGGUGAACACGGCGUUUUCACGCGAGAGCAAUCCGACCUUGUCUUCACCGCAAUCCUGCGUCUCACCGAGAUUCCUGUCGGGCAGGCGACUUCGCCGUACGCGUCCAUCGACUACUCGGCCGGGAUGGGCAUCUUUCUCGAGAAAGACAAGAAGAAGCACCCCAUCUCGUACCUCAUCGCCCGCUGGGUCAUUUAUUCGCUGUCGCCGCACUGCCUCGACAAGGACAAUUCGAUCAUGAAUAGCCUCGAGGGCCUCAUGGAGUCUGUCGACACCUUCUUCCAUCCUUCCAACCAAGGGGCGUGGACGAAAAUGCUCGCUCAGCUCACGUAUUACCUGACGGAGUUGUUUGUGUCUCGCUGGAAUAGGGAGCAGAAUGAAGAGCAGGACGCCCCCGCCGAGCGUAGGAUUAAUGACGCCCUGAAGCGCCGGUUUGUCUUAAGUCUGCGAGAGGUCACAUAUAUGGGUCUUUUUGGGAAAAGCUACAACGUCACCAGCUUGUACUUCAGUACCCUUCAGAACCUCACCUACCUUGAGCCCGAUCUGAUGCUUCCCGGCGCGCUCCAGAGGUUCUACCCAAGUUUGCAGGGCCUGGUCGAAGUUCAUCGGACUACCUCUAGCCUGUGCGGCCUCAACAUGAUCGCCAAUAUCAUGUCGCGCCAGAAAGGCUUUAGAUGUCAUAUCACUGCUCUGUUAGCACUAGCUUUACCUGGUAUCGAUGCUAAUGAUCUGAACAAGACACAGUAUACAUUGAACUUCAUCCAAAGUGUUGCGUACAGUAUUCCAUUCGUGACCUUGACCAAGGACGAUGACAAGAUUCACGAUACGAGCCUUGCCGUGCAGUGGGUCCAGGGCGAGGUGGAGCGCAUGGAGCGGGAGGGCCAGGAUGUUAAAAUCGAUUACAAGAACGAGCUUAACGACGAGGACGAAGCUAACAUCGUCCGCUCCUCGACCGCCGGCUUUGGCGAAUUCAUCCUCGCGUUGCUAGGCAAAGUCUUCACGUUGCUAGAGAACCUUCCGGACUCGUCGCAGCUACGCUCCGGAUCCCCCGAGGACAAUAUCAUCAACAGCCUACCGGCUGCGUUGACCCCGAUGUUCGCCUCCCUAUCUCCCGAGCUGUUCGAUAUGGCUUUAGAUAAGCUCGCCACUUUCGUCUCGAGCCAUGUCGUACACCAGGCUCGCGAUGCCAUGGCCUGGAUCUGCAACGCGCUGUGCAAAGUAAACCCUGAAAGGACGCUGAAGGUGUUCAUCCCGAUGCUUAUUGUCAAUAUCCGCAAUGAAAUCGAUUACAACGGCGCUGCCUCCGACCGCAGUAGCGGCACCGAAAUCCUUCCUCGCGAUAGAGCUCUCGUCUGGCACGUUAGCAUCCUAAGCAUGUGCGUGGUUCACGUCGGCAACGAGGUCCUCAAAUACAAGAAAGACUUAUUUGAGAUUGCGGAGUACAUGCAAGAAAAGUGCCGGGGACUCCCCACCAUUCAUAUCAGCAACUACAUACACCAUCUUCUCCUCAACCUCACGCACAUCUACCCGAUAGACACGUCGCUAUACGAGCCCGAGGUCGUAGCGCGCGGUCUAGACGUCGAUGACUGGGGCAAGACGACAUCGCCGGCGGAUUUGACGAUCCGAUGGCACCUCCCUUUUCACGACGAGAUCCAGUUUGCCGUCGAGCUGUUCGAAUCUCAGGCCGGGGGGGCUAUGAGGCGACUCGAAUCCUUCAUGGGCGACUGCCCCCCCGUGAGUCGCAAAGGGAAAAACAAGGAAUGGUCAGAUGAGGUCUCUCGCCAAUUAACCCAACUACGAUUGGUAAUCUCUGGCCUGGCCGCCCUCUUCGACCCUAAGCGCGCGUCCGGAGAGUUGAACAGCUACGUCAAGACCAACGGAAAUCUCGGCGGGGAUGAUGACGAGCUUAUGAAUGACGAUGAUUACGACGAUGACAACGACAACCCUCUAGCCGAGGUUGGAGAAGAUGACGAGACGAAGCCUCAGUUUAAAUAUCCUAGCGGUUACGUCCUUACGCCCAACACUUCCCUCUAUAACCGGAUUCAUAGCCUUCGGGAUGACAUAGGCGAACUGCUCUCCCGCACUCACUCCUUCCUCAAUACGCAUCUAGAGGACGAUGUGGCUUGUUUCACGGCGCUGUACAAUACGUAUCGCACCUGGAUCACGGACGUGGGAUUCGAGCGGUCGGCACGCCCGCUGGAUCGACUUAUUCGGCUUUACAGGGCCGACAUUGCCCCUUUUAAGAUCAGCGGUCUGCGAAAGCCGUAUCCUCGGCCUCUCCUCAUCAAGCGCGCCGACGCAUACCAGUUGCAACGUGUGAAGCACAACGCCUCGGUCCGGAGGAAGAGCGAGCUAGACAAGCGCUUGCUACUCGACCUAGCCGAAUCGUCCGUUUCCUCGUACGCGGAUGUGCGACGGAUAGCGCAGGGCGCGCAAGACGCGUCGCUGAAGGCACUGAUAGGCGGCCGCCCGCUUGUCAUCCCCGUGAUCCUAGAGAGGUUCCGGAAAGCCCUCGACGAGGCCGACCACGAUCGCAUCAAAGGUGCUAUGUAUACUCUGCUCUUCACGAGCUUACUUAGGACAUUGCUUAGGGACUGGAGAUACGCUCCCGAUCUAAUGAGGCUAUAUAUCCAGACAGCCAACGUGGACAAAGCAUCGAUCCAGAACCUGGGGGCGACCGCGAUCUAUCCGCUACUCGACUUUGGCAAGAGGUUCGAACUCAUGGUGUUGGUUGACGAGCAGACAAUCGGCCUGAUCAAGCCAGACGAAGAUUGCACGCAAGCCGUCAAUGCACGACACGACUUCAUCGCGGAGCGGAGAAAGAAGGUCGAGCAGACGAAGUCGGCUUUGGGGCUAGAGCUGACGGAGCUUGCGAAGGAAUCCCAUUGGAAGACGGCUAGCCGCUGUGCUGUCUUUGCCACUAAUCUCUGCCUCCGGUUUGACAAUAUCGCGCCCAAGAGCUUCAUCGAACUCAUCGUCAAAGGUACAAACGAUCCGCAUCCUGGCUUGAGGACUAGCUACCUCAGCGCCUUCUCGAACAUCUUCACCGCGAUCGACCAACGCGCCGUGUACAAUCACAGCUACCGGAGUUACCUGGAAGAGAAAGAAAAAGAUGCCAACAAGUUAACCAUUCCAGUCCCGAGGGGCGACGCCGAAUUUACACGAAAGUUCUUAGAUAGUUUCAAGCACCCAGAGGACGCCGAGUAUUUUGUCGACGCCGAUCACGCGGGCUGGCUGGUCUGGGGCAAGGAGUUUCAUGCCACGCGGGCGAGACCGGAUAAAUUUGACGGUUAUGACGACGUUGAGACCGCCGCGAGACAGCAGAUUGGUGGACUUAUAACUAGGGAGUGGCUCUCCCAGUGUUUUGAGUAUCUUAAGCAGGAGCCGCGAGAUUCAUCGUCCGAUCGGUUCAGAACCACCAACGUCGUGCUGCUCAUGCAUGUUUUCGAGCUUAUGGUGGACGGGGUAACCGAGCUGAAGCUGGAUGAUGUCAAAGACCUCGUUGCCGACGUGUACGGCGAUGGAAGCGACAAGCACCAACAUCGCGCCACGGCGGAGAUCCUGGGCUCUCUCAUGGUGGGUACAGCAUACGAACCCGUCCAUCUGAAGGAGGAGGUAUGGAACUUUGCGCAGCCGAUGAUCCUGGGGAUCUUCGCCGACAGCCUAACUCCCGAUAACCUGUCGUAUUGGGCCACAUGCCUCCACUUCAUCAUCGACACCAAGGACCCCCGCCGUGCCAGCGAGCUCGUGAACCGUCUGAGCUCCUUUCGCUUGGAUAUGAACUCCAACGCGGCCUUUAAGGAAUCCUCCAAGGUGCAGCUUCUCGAGUUCCUAAUCAAUGACUGCGGCUGGCACUAUCGUCACGAGAAGCCCAUUCUAGAUGACUUCCUAGCUCACAUCGACCACCCCUAUAAGUCGGUCCGCGAGUCUAUCGGCCGCGUAAUUGCUACGAUUUAUAGAACUCGAUACCACGAAUCCUUUGAGAACGUCAGCCUCCUUCUCGACCAGAAUAAGGCGGAUUCGACUAUUGGCAUCAGACCGUACAAACCAACCGAGGAGUUCACAGCCACCAUCAAGGAUGUGUUCAAUCGUCUCGAGACCUGGCGCCACGAGCGCACGCCGGGCCAGCAGACGCCGUCGUCGUACACGUCUGGGUCAAAAACGGUGCUUACUUGGCUCGAUAGCACCCUUUCCUCUCAGGAGUGCAUCCAACUUAUCCCCUUCUUCCCCGACCCGUUCAUCGACCAGCUACUGCACAUGAUGGAUGUCAAGGAGGACCCGGAGCUGAUGCGAUUAGCUUACCACGUUUACCGCCACCUACCCAACAUUCCUUUCCGCACAGGUGAAGACGCACCCUUCAUCGCCGCAUUGAUCCGCCUCGGAAAGACGGCUACUAGUUGGCACCAACGUCUCAGGGCGUUGGUUAAUAUGCAAGUCAUAUAUUUCCGACGUCUAUUCUUGAUGGAUGCGCCUCAGCGGGAGCUGCUAUUUGACGCUGUGGGUGAUAUGUUGGCCGAUCCUCAACUCGAGGUCCGGACGGUCGCCAGCGCAACGUUAGCGGGCAUGAUCAGAUGUUCUCCUGCCGUAAUACGAAACCCUAUCAUCACGACCUUGAAGUCGCGCUUCGAGGCACAGCUAUCCCGCAAUCCGAUGCCUAAGAAGAAGGCGCCGGGCACCGAAACACCGGUCAAUGUCACGCAGCAGAUCGUUUCCAGACACGCCGCCGUGCUGGGACUGGGCGCCUUGAUCGAAGCGUUCCCGUAUGCCACGCCGCCGCCUAGCUGGAUGCCAGAGGUCCUGGCCCUGCUCGCGCGCCGUGCCGCUAGCGACCCUGGGGUAGUGGGCAAGGCCACCAAAGGAAUUCUAUCCGAGUUCAAAAAGACGAGGCAGGACAGCUGGGGAGUAGACCAGAAGUAUUUUACUCACGAGCAACUCGAAGAUCUGGAGGGCGUUCUCUGGAAGAGCUAUUUCGCAUGAAAACAUUAGAAGAAUUCUAGGGGCGGUCGGCCGCCGCCAAAUCUGCGCGCGAGUGGUCUUUGGGGUCCGAGGCUUCUGGUUACGACAGAGUCGUUUUUCUUAAAAUUUCUCGACAGUGUGUACAACUCAAGGAGGGGUGGGUUACUAAGGACUAUGGUCAUCGCAGCUUGGGCAACGCGCGGUCUACUCACCCGCGGCCCAGAUGAUAUCGAACCGGUAGCAUACACAUAGACGCGGAGGGGGAAAUCGAGCCAGCUUAGACCAGGAGGGGAUAGGGGGGGGGGCAUCAUAGGGAUAGACGCUUUUUUUUCAGAUAUGA